Messenger RNA from Pezoporus occidentalis (night parrot), 6406 nucleotides. RefSeq names its product ABI family member 3 binding protein (gene ABI3BP). The transcript is spliced from 50 exons. The coding region runs from base 1006 to 5217 and encodes 1403 amino acids. The record is from RefSeq and is a predicted model, not a curated record. NCBI's taxonomy places the organism in Eukaryota, Metazoa, Chordata, Aves, Psittaciformes, Psittacidae. Gene Ontology annotation, biological process: positive regulation of cell-substrate adhesion; extracellular matrix organization. Gene Ontology annotation, molecular function: protein binding.
UGGUUUUUCGUGGUGGUUUGGUGUUUGUUGGGGAGUACACACUGAAUAGAUGUAAUCUCUUUGGGAAUGUUUUCCAGAUACUAAGUCUAAAUUCUUCCUUAUUCUGUUGCAACCUAUUUCUUCUGCUUCACCCCUUUAUUCCCACAUUCCCAGUUGUGGAUAGGACCAAAUUCUGUGCUUGGUCAACUCAUUUGAGUGAAACAGCUUUAAAUGGAAUAAUGGAAUUUCUUACUCAUUUGCAGUUAUGUAACUGGCGAGAGGAUCCAGCCUCUGUAAGGAGAUGCAUUGCCUUUUUACUUUCACAUGGGCACUGUGCUCAUUGUCUCACCAGACUCUUAUGAAAGGGGAAAAUAUAAAAUAUUUUUUAAUUGCCAAAUCAGAUACAAAUGAAAAAAUGACAUUUGUUUUUUUUAAACACAGAUCUUUUACCGAACACAUAUUUAUAUGUUUAUGAUGUUGUGUCAAGUGUAAGUAGUAAUUGUUUUGCCUGGAUGAAAGCCAUGUCUAGCUCAAACUAACCUUAAGCAAAGUCUCGAGAUUGCAGAAAUACUGAGUUCAAUAUAGCAAACAGUUUUCUGAGUACUGCAAGUGUUAUUUUUGUAUUUCAAGUCCAGCUUUCUGGGAUAAAACAGUGAAAAUGUCUCACACAUCAGUUUUCAGUUAAUAGAAGUUUUGAUAUCCCUGAUUUUAUUUGCUUGAAAUUUAAAACAUAAAAUGGUCAUCUCUUACCCUGAGUGGUGGAAGGACCUUGUAACAAACCCCAGAAGAUUAGUGUAGGAGGAGCCUGAUAAUUCUUUUUUCCUUUUUUUUUUUUUUUAAUGCUAAUUCUCCUUUUGCAGUGGGAGUAAGUGAUGUCAUCCUGUCUCCUCCCACUGUGUAAACUAAGCUCGUGUCAAAGUGUUCCUGCCUCUUGCCACAGAGAGAACAGUUCACUUAAAUGCAGCUGCAGUACUUCUGUGCGUUACCUGUCACAAUCAUUCCCAGUGCAAGGCUGGGUUUGUGACUAUGAUGGCAAGAUCGGUUUUUCUCCUUUUCUGUGGAUAUAUUGCGCUAAACCUGGGAAAUGCUCAGAAACUGCCAAGAGUGAAAAGGCAGAGUCUAAAAGUUCAGAUCAAUGCAACAGAUGACACCAUUUGCAUGAGGUAUCUUCGAGCAAGUCAAAACACCAGACUAGAAGGUUUUGUCCUGGGUUAUGGAAGCAGUUUCUUUUCUAAUCAGUACAUUCCUUUACCUUCAGAAGGAAAAAACUACGUAACAGAACUUGAUGCUGAGCCACGCUAUUUGGUUUCAGUAAGACCAUCACGUGUUUCAAGUAACAAGAAAUCUUGUUCAGGUCGGACCAAGAAUCAAAAGCCUCUGCAGCUGGUAGUUGGCACUCUCACCCCAACCUCUGUGUUUCUCUCCUGGGGCAUCCUAGUCAACCCUCAGCGUGACUGGACAGCAACUACUAACUGUGCUAGUGACAGGUUCUAUACAGUUCGGUACAGAGAAAAGGGUAAAGACAAGAAAUGGGUUUUUCAGCUUUGCCCAGUUACAGAGACAGUGGUGGACAAUCUGAAGCCAAACACACUUUAUGAAUUUGGAGUUAAAGACAAUCUAGAAGAUAGUAUUUGGAGCAAGACUUCCAAUCAUAAGACAGUUCUGUCUAGCAAAAAGGUAAAUGGACAUCUCCAGAAUGUGUACAAGUUGGUACCUAAUUCCCAGACACAGCUUAAACUGCGUGAUAAUAAGAGGUUGGUCCCUGUCACAAUAAUCAAACAAGUUAUUCAAAAUCGGACGCAGUCAAAGACUUCAGAUAAUUCUUCGCUCCCAGGAGCAAUAUUAGUGCAUCUCAUUGUUCCGGGUCUCAAUGAAACUCAGCAGAAACUUCCCCCUCUCCUGCCAAUAGAUGACAUACAUCAAGCAUUCACAAAAAAAAUGGCUAAGAAUGAAACUCAAGUGUGGCCUGCUGAAUCCAAAACACCAGCAGUUCAAGAAAUCUCUCCAGAGUCUCUCCCAGCUCAAGCUGAGAAAAAACAUGGACUUGAGGAAUUUAAAUCAACGCCUAAACCCAAAUUGGUGCAAACUCAAAACAUACUGGCUUCUAAUGAAAUACAGCCUCUUCCUUCUGGAUCCAGAAUCUCUGAUGCUCCAAAAAGUCCACUGACAGAGCUCGCUUUUGAGGAAACACAGCCUAUUUCUUCAGGAUCCAGAACAUCUUAUACCACAGAAGUGCAACCAACCAGAUCUGCUUCACGUGACUUUCUUCAUGUUACUUCUACUCCCCAAACUUUUACAGCUUCAGAAAUACGAGGCACUGGUGAAAGGAAGGCUUUUUCUUCAAAAUCCACAACAUCUAGCAUGCCAGAAAUGUCACCAAUCUCAGCUGCAACCCAGAGACCGGAGCUGAAAUCCACCUCGUCUGCUUCGUUGAAAACCACACGGACUGUGAAGGCUACUCGAAGACCCAGGCUGAAGUCCACCACUCCUUCCUCCUUGACAACGCAUCCAACUGUGAUGGCUUCACUGGACUCUGAUCAUGUUACUUUCCCAUCCCAAAUGCCUGCAUAUGCAGAAAUAUCAAACAUAGAGUCUGGAAAAUUUUCAGCUGACCUGGAAAAAUGUGUGUCUCCACUUUCCAGAACACCUCAUGUGCUAACAACAACUACGGCAACAAGUGAAUCCAUUCUGGAAUCUUUCACACCUAAAACUUCUCAUCCUUUUCAAUGGCCAAGGGUAACAUUAGCUCCAAAAGAAAUACCGCUUAUUCCUUCUAAACUGAAGCCAUCUGCUACCCCAGAAGUGCAGCAUGUGAAACCUGCCCCUAAACUGUCACUUUUGGAGCCUAAAGCUUCUCAGACUGUUGAAAAACCAAAAACAUCACUAGCUCCAAAAGAAGCAAAACUCAAACCAUCUGUAUCUAAACGUAGACCAUCUGGCAGACCCAAAAAGCCACGAACUAAACCUGUCUUGGAACCUAUUACACUUAGAAUUGAACCACCAAGGUCAACAAUAGCUCCAAUGGAGAUUGAGCGUAUUCCUUCUAUACCUAAAACUUCACCCAAAACUCAUAUCCCACAAGCCGAAGAUGUCCUGAAAUCUGUAACACUUAGAACUGAUCAACUAAAACCAGCAAUAGUUCCAAAAGAAACACAGCAUUUUACCUCCAAACCUAAAACAUCACCAGGCUCAGAGGUGCCACAAACCAAAGCUGUUCUGGAACCAAUCACAUUUAGAACUGAGAAACCGAAGUCAACAGUGGCUCCUAAUGAUAUACGUCAUGGGACUUCUGAACCUAAAACAUCACCCAGUCCACGUGUUCCUCCAACUAGAGCAAGUCCAAAAGAAAAUCGGCGAGUCUCUUCCAAACCUAGAGCAUCACCAGGUCCAGGCAUAACAUACACAAAAACUGCUCGUCAAGAACCACAACAUACUCCCUUUAAACCUAAAGCAGAUCCCAUCCCAGAUGCUUCACACAGGAAGCCUGAAAUCAUUCCAGCCUUCCAUGAACCAGAUGCUACUGCGAUUCCUCACGUUUCUGAAAGAACAAAGGCAACAUUGGCUCCAACUGAAAAACAGUUCAUUCAUACCAAACCAAAAACAUCUGAAAAACCAAGAGUGCCACACACCAAACCUGCAAUACAUCAGGCAACUCCACAACCAAUUAUUACAAAAUCUACUACCAGCAACCAUUCAAUUGCAACAAUGGCUCCAAAAGAAACACUGCUCAUGCCAGAGGUACCACAGACUAAACCUGCUCCAAGAGCAACACACCUGGGAUCGAUUAACCUUGUAACAGUUCAUGUUGUUGAUGGGUCCAAAAUGACUUUGGCUCCCAGUGAAACAUACCAGAUUUCACCCAAGGCCAAAACUGCUUUAGCAACUGAAAUUCCACACUUCAGUACAGCACCCCAUAAAACACAUCUCACUUCUGCAAGACCAAAGCCAUCUGAUAAAUCACAGACCAGACCAGUUCUUAGCAGUAUCACACUAGCACCAGCUAGAACAAAAGCACCUGGACUGCCAAAGUGGAUUGUGCCAACAACAGAUGAUGCACAUACACAUGAGGAUACUGCCAGACAAACUGGCAUUGAUAUACAAAAACCUUUGGAAUAUAUUGAUACCUGGGAAAAGGCAAUUUCUGUAACCAUGUCACCUGGCUCUCAGCAUCCUCCUAUGCCUCCUCCUGUCAAGCCUACACAAAUGCGAAGGAAACCUCUGCCUCCAAACACUGUGAUUGGUAAACCAGGGAUGCCAGCUAAACCCGCUGGACCAACAACACCUGUGAGGAUAGGAACGUCAUAUAAGAUACCAACAGCUUUUGCAACCCCAGACUAUUAUGUUGAUGCAACUGUCUUCAGCUCAAAUCCUACAUCAGAAACAGAUUCUUCAGGCAAACCAAGGUACCAAGCCCCCCAUGUCAAGUACAUGAAGAAAGAUGAUGAUGUGCCUUGCUCAAUCACAAGCUCUCUUGAACAUUUUCCACAAGAGGAAGCUAACAGCAAGGAAGAACCUACUCGUCCUCCGCAAAAUCCUCCAACAAACCUCACAGUGGUGACUGUUGAGGGCUGUCCAACUUUCGUCAUAUUGGACUGGGAGAAACCAGACAAUGACACUGUUACUGAGUAUGAGGUUGUGUCAACUGAAAAUGGAGUAACUGAUGGUGAAAAGGAGAAAUCGAUUAUCACUACAAAUCAAACUCAUUCUACUGUGGAAAACCUAAAACCUGACACAAGUUAUGAAUUCCACGUGAAACCUAGAAACCCUCUUGGUGAAGGUCCAAGUAGCAAUGUUGUGGCAUUCAGUACUGAAUCAGCGGACCCAAGAGUGAACGAGCCAAUUUCAAUGGGAAAGGAUGCUAUCUGGACUGAAAUCCCAUUCAAUUCAGACACCUAUUCAGAAUGCAAAGGGAAACAAUACGUAAAGAGGACUUGGUAUAAGAAGUUUGUAGGUGUGCAGCUGUGUAACUCUUUGAGAUACAAGAUAUACCUCAGUGAUUCACUUACGGGAAAAUUUUAUAACAUAGGAGACCAGCGGGGCCAUGGAGAAGAUCACUGUCAGUUUGUAGACUCAUUCUUAGAUGGAAGGACAGGACAGCAAGAAGAUCUGCCGGUCAAAGACGGAUUUUUCAGGGCCGUCCGUCAGGAACCUGUCAAAUUUGGAAAAAUUGGUGGAGAGACCGACAUUAACUAUGUUCGCUGGUAUGAGUGUGGAACAUCGAUUCCUGGGAAAUGGUAGAUGCGACGUGAACGUGGAAACAAGGCCUAGCCACUUCCCACCCGCCUCUGCCCAGCAUGGGCUCAGAGAUGGCAAUGUCCACAGUACACCUGGCACUGCAGUUGAGUUUGCUGAUGUGCAAGGGUUUAUAUGAGUCUAAUGCCAAUACUACAUUAAUUGUGUAAUAGCGUAGGCUGCUUACUGUAUGUAGUUAUCCAGUUUUACAGACCUGGUCUUAGAUUUAAAAAAUAAAUUCCAGCCAGGCUAGGGCCAUGUUGUAGGAUACUGUGUAGGGAAGCUGGCUCCCUAUUCCUGAGGUAUGGUUUAUAUGGUAUUUUAAAAGAUACGGUGUGUAUAUUAUUUAUCACAAUGUUGCAAUAAAUGUUUAAGGCACAGUUAUGGCAGAGUUGGUCAUGGAACACAACGUGCUUUAGUUCUUAAGUAUCCAUUGGUCUUCUACAACACAAGUGCCAUAAGCUCCCUGUCCAGAUGGAUCUGUCAUAGAGAAGACACUACAAUUGUUAAUAUCCUGCAACCAGUAAACUUGAAUUGCUGUCUCCUUACCUGUUAUACAAACAGUUUAUACUCCUGCCAGCACACAAGAGGGAGAUUCCUCUACAUGCAGCUUUGCAUCAUCAGGUUAGUGGGUUUUUCGAAGGCUCCAGCUCCAGCAGCAGAGCACAUUCAGCUCCUUGCUGCAGAGCUGGACUGCAAUGGGUGGUUAGGCUACCUGAAAGCAGGCAGGUACUUAUGGACAGAGAGUGACAAACAUGCCCCUCAAGGCUCCAGCUUUUCAUAGGAGUGUAGUUUUUGGAGGCUGAGACUUCCUGGCUCAAAAGCUAAGUGUACAUACAGGGGGCUUGGAAAGAGAGAUGAAAUGGGAAAAUAAUAAGCUAUUGUUGUUACAGCAUAAUCGGUUUAUUUAAAACAAGAAAGUGUUCACUGGGGACAAAGGGGAAAGAGUGAUAACUUAACUUUAAAACUGCCUUACAGUUAAUUAAAACCUCUCCCAAAGCUACUUGUACUGCUUGACCAUUUAUGAACUAAAGAGAUGUAGGUUUUUCUAAAGGUGUUAUUCACAACAUUACUAAAGUAUUUGAAAAAUAUGAACAGGAACAGCCAGAUAUAUAUAUAGUAGAAAUAGUCAUUUAUAGAAAAUGCCUUAUAAAGUACAUUGCAGGUACACUGUACUCCUAAUAAAGUAUUUUUU